AUGAGCAACGACAAACUGGGCCAACAACUGUUGAAUGCAGCGUGUGGUGGAAGACUCGAGACUGUGCAGCAGUGUAUUUGGCAAGGGGCCAACGUCAACUGGAAAAACCAUGCUACAUGGACCCCACUCCACUGGGCCUCACUUGAAGGACACUUAAAUGUUGUGAAGUUAUUGGUGUCACAUGGCGCCGACCUUCAUAUGACUACUAAUGAUGGAUACACCUCACUCCACUGGGCCUCGUACUAUGGACAUUUGAGCGUGGUGCAGCAGUUGGUCGUCCUAGGCGCUGACAUCCACGCGACGAAUAAUGAUGGAAAAACUCCACUCCACUUCGCCUCGCAAUAUGGACGUUUGAGCGUGGUGCAGUGGUUGUUGGACGCGGGGGCUGACAAAAAAAGGACGACCAUGGAUGGUCGCACUGCGCGUGACUUGGCCGAGAGCUCAGGAGAAUCUGCCAUUGUUACUACGUUGGACAAACGCGAGACAGUAAUUCAGACGGCUCACGCGAACAAAUCGACCAAAACCAAGGAUGGACGCACUGCGCCAACCGAGGCUACGGGGGAGACUUCACCCUCCCCCACCCUGCAACCAACGCCACCUUCCUCGCCACCCAAGGCUGCCUCCAACCCCCAAAUCCCUGCAACCUCGACAGAAGUGGCUACCUGGGGACAAGGACCUCCGCGCGAAGUGUCGGUGGCGGAGGUGCAGCAGUGGACGGACAACUUUUCUCCUGCGAGAAAGAUCGGGGAAGGUGCGUUUGGGGACGUGUUUGAAGGCCAGUGCCAGUCCAUUCCAGUGGCUGUGAAGCGACUCAAGCCGACCCUUCGACUCCAGGGGGAUGAGGAAACGGAUCGGGCGGUGCUGUCCACUAUCCGCCGAGAGAUUUACGUCCUGUCCAAGUUCCACCACCCCCACAUCAUCCGCUUACUGGGAUUCACCAGUGUGGCGUCCGUGGCCCAAGAGCUCUGUCUCGUGUACGAGCUGGGGUCGCUGGGGUCGAUGGACCAGAGUCUCGUGGACGAUGCCCGGGCCUCUGACCUGACGUGGAAGGUCCGAGUCCGCAUCGCCGCUGCGGUGGCGAGGGCCAUCAACUACCUCCACUGCCACGACGAGAAGAGUCCCACGUUCCACCGAGACAUCAAGAGCGCCAACAUCGUUCUCUUCCACGGCUUCGUCCCCAAGCUCAUUGACUGCGGCCUCUCCAAGUUUAUCCCAGACCCAGCCACCACCCACCACCUCGGCUCGAUCAUGAGCACCAAGGGCAUGGCACUUGGGACCCCUGGCUACAUGUGCCCCACGUACAUCCGCAAGCUCCAGUACGACGCCAAGUCGGAGAUCUAUUCGUUUGGCAUUGUGCUGCUGGAGCUCCUCACGGGUCGGCUCAUGUCGUCUCGUCGCGACGGCCAGGAUCUGUACGACGAGUACAUUGAGGACAUGACGCCGAUCGGCCCAGACUUGGACGCGCGGGCCGGGCCGUGGUCCGUCGAGUGCGCCCAGCGACUGGAAGCCCUCGCAAGGGAGUGCUUGGCACCGUACAAAACCCGCGUGAGUUCCAUGCUCACGGUGUUGCGGCGACUGGUGGAGCUGGAAAAGACCUACUGUGCAGCCACUCCCGAGGAAAUCCGCAUGACCCAACUGGUGGAAGACUUGCAGCGGCAGGUGGAUGCGUUGCGAAGCAGUCCGAAACAGCCGGCAGAGAUUCUCCGCAUGUGCAACAUUUGCUUUGACCAAAGCGCCAAUGGCCUCGGUUGUGGUGCUGGCGACGUGCUGCACUUUAUAUGCGCCGACUGCGCCCCCCACGAGGUGCAGAGAAUACUCAAUGAAAUCGAAGCCGAAGCCACGCAGCUGGCGCGCCAUCGAGCCCAAGGCGGGCGCAUCCAGUGCGUGAUGCCCGGCUGCGACGCCGUGUACUCCGAACAAGCCCUGGCCAAGGUCCUCCCAGACGCUAUCUUCGGCCACUACCGGGCGGCGCAAGAUGCGGUGGUGGAGCAGCGCCAGUACACGUACCACCAAGAGCGCUUUCAACUGGAGCUGGAGGCUGCCAGAGCCGAGUUCAAGCGAUCCAACGACCUCGCCAGGACCCGGCAAGACGCAGCUGCGACGGCCGAGUUCAUGCGGCGACAGUUCCCGAAUGCCGUGCAGUGUCCCAGGUGUGGGGCUGGCCCUGUGAUCCCUGAGAACUGCUACAACCUGAAGACCCACCAUGGGGAGAGCACGAGCGGAGGCGAACUGUUCAAUGCAUCGAUUGGUGGAAACCUCAAGUCGGUGCGCAAGCUCAUUCAGCAAGGGGCCAACGCGAGCUGGGUAAACCAGCAGGGUAGGCAAACCCCGCUCCACGCAGCCUCAGGCUGUGGACAUUUUCAAGUGGUUCAGGAGUUAGUGGAGGGAUGGACCCCACUCCACUUUGCCGCACUAAAAGGACAUUUAGCAAUUGUGAAAGAAUUAGCAGUCCAAGGCGCCAACAUCCACGCAACGACUAAUGAUGGACAGACCUCGAUCUACAUUGCAUCAAUAGAAGGACAUUUGGAAGUGGUGAAGGAAUUUGUAAGCCGUGGCGUCGACAUCCACACAGUUGACAAGCUUGGAUGGACCCCACUCCACUGUGCCUCCACCAAGGGAGAUUUGAAAGUGGUGAAGGAAUUGGCGAUCAAUGGCGCCGAUAUCCACGCAACUGCACGUAAUGGAUUUACCCCACUCCACGUCGCAUCACGCCAAGGACACUUGGACGUGGUGCAGUGGUUAAUACACGCGGGGAUUGACACAAAGAGGAUUUGCAAGGAUGAACACACUGCUAGUACCGUGGCCGGCGGUACGAGUAAGGCUGCCAUUGUUGCUGCGUUGGACAAACAUGUACAUGUUGGAUGGACUGAACUCCACAGUGCAGCCUUUCGCGGAUAUUUGGAGGAUGUGAAGACCCUGGUAACAAAUGGGGCCGACAUUCACGCCUCGGGCGAUGAUGGAAACACCCCCUUGCACAUCGCAUCAAAGGAGGGACAUUUGAACAUUGUGCAGUGGUUGUUGGUCGAGGGGGCUGACACAACUAGGACUACCAAGGAUGGACACACGGCUCGCGAUUCAGCCCAAAGGAAGUCUAUUCUGAUUGCCUAUUCUGAACACGAGGCAAAGCUAACCGAUCGAGGCAUCGCCAGCUUUUGUGCUGGCGUCUACGAAUCGGCAGUGGCUGAUGCAAACCAAGCCGUCGCGUCGACUGAAAGGAAGGAUAUCUCAGCGUUCGCUUGGUUGGGGGAAGCAUUUCUUCGUCGAGACCAGUACGAUUUUGCUUUGGCUGCGUUUCAAGAGGGUCUGCAAGUCAACCCAGAAGACGUGGACUGCAUGGUGGGCAUCAAUGACACGAACGACUGCGUCGACGUGACCAAAGCAUUUGGAGUGCCCGACAUGUGGGCUGUCUUGGCCAAAGACCCAUUCACACGGGAUCUCCUCCGAGCCCCAAAAUUCAAGGCUCUUAUUCAAACUGUUCGAGACAAACCCAGCCAAUACCUCCAACACAAGGCCGAAUUGGCGAAUGUAUUGGCAAUUCUCGAGACCCACCGCCAAUCCACCAGACCCCUGACCCCCGUCCCUAUUUUUCCGCCUCUGUCUUUGUCACUCAAGGCUGCCUCAAACCACCUCGUCCACGGCAGCGCUGCCGAAGUAGCUGGCGAGGCAAUACGGAUCGCGCUUGUGGACCGGUUGACUACGAACAAGGGUGGCCGAACGUCUCGUGUAAUGGCUGGGGCGGGCGAUUAA
Molecule: messenger RNA, 3747 nt
Organism: Aphanomyces astaci
Lineage: Eukaryota; Oomycota; Saprolegniomycetes; Saprolegniales; Verrucalvaceae
Product: TKL protein kinase
Exons: 20
Coding region: 1-3747 (1248 amino acids)
Biological process (GO): protein phosphorylation
Molecular function (GO): ATP binding; protein kinase activity; protein binding
Source: RefSeq, a predicted model, not a curated record